This is a messenger RNA of Camelina sativa (false flax), 732 nucleotides long. The record is from RefSeq and is a predicted model, not a curated record. Lineage: Eukaryota; Viridiplantae; Streptophyta; Magnoliopsida; Brassicales; Brassicaceae.
GAUCGUUCUCUCGCUCACCAGGCUCUCGUCUUGAACGGCGCCGUUUUCGCUGACCGUCCACCGGCGGCUCCGGUCAGCAAGAUUGUUUCUAGCAACCAGCAUAACAUCAGCUCUUGUUCGUAUGGAGCCACGUGGCGGCUUCUCCGCCGUAAUCUCACCUCUGAGAUUCUCCACCCGUCGCGCGUGGGAUCUUACACUAACGCGCGGCGGUGGGUUCUUGAGAUCCUCUUCGAUCGGUUUCGUAAGAACAGAGGUGAAGAACCGAUCGUUGUGGUUGAUCAUCUUCACUAUGCGAUGUUUGCGCUUCUUGUUCUCAUGUGUUUUGGUGAUAAGCUCGACGAGAAGCAAAUCAAACAAGUGGAAUACGUUCAGAGGAGACAGCUUCUUGGGUUUACUAGGUUCAACAUCCUUAAUCUCUGGCCUAAGUUCACUAAACUGAUUCUGCGAAAGAGAUGGGAAGAGUUUUUCCAGAUGAGGAGAGAGCAGCACGACGUUUUGCUUCCGCUGAUUCGUGCUCGGAGGAAGAUUGUUGAAGAGAGGAAGAAGAGAUCAUCAGAGGAAGACAACAACAAAGAGUAUGUACAGUCAUAUGUUGAUACUCUGCUCGAUGUGGAGCUUCCAGAUGAGAAGAGGAAGUUGAACGAGGACGAGAUUGUGAGUUUGUGCUCUGAGUUUCUCAACGCCGGGACUGAUACAACAGCCACGGCGCUAAUGUAUGGAGUGGGAAAGUGA